ACAUCUUCUCUGAAUAUACCCCGACGCCCCGUUCCCAAAAUGCCCCUCCUUAAACCCAUUCCUUCAUCUUCGCCACCACCGGCCGUGCUCGUUAAUCGAGCCAUCGCCAUCCUAAAACGCCACCACCCAUUAGACAUCAACUCUUUAUCUUCCCAUUUUACCCCUCAAAUCACUUCUACUUUACUUCUCCAAUCCCAAUUUAACCAACCCUUAAUCUUGAAAAUCUUGAAAUGGGUUCGUCCCCACCCAUUUUUUGACCUUAAUUGUAAGUGUAUCACUCUACAUAUACUUACAAGAUUCAAGCUUUAUAAAUCUGCUCAAACUUUAGCUGAGAAUGUGGCUGUUGAUGCUGCUUCAAGUGGUGAUAAGGGUAGUUUGGUCUUUCAGUGCCUUAAAGAUUCUUACCAGGCUUCGAAUUCGAGUUCUUCGGUUUUUGAUUUGAUGGUAAAGACUUAUUCUCACUUGAAUAUGAUUGAUGCUGCUUUGAAUACUAUUGUUUUAGCUAAAUGCAAUGGUUUUAUGCCUAGUGUGUUGUCGUAUAAUUGGGUUCUUGAUUCCGUGAUUAGUAGUCAUAAAACAAUGGAAUUAGCUGAAGGAUUGUAUAAGGAUAUGGUUGAAAGUGGAGUUCAGCCAAAUGUGUUUACUUACAAUAUAUUGAUUCGCGGGUUUUGUGCGGUUAGGGAAUUUGAUAGGGGUUUAGAAUUUUAUGCGGAAAUGGAAAGGAAUGGUUGUUUGCCGAAUGUGGUUACGUAUAAUACUUUAAUUCAUGCUUAUUGUAAAAUUGGGAUGAUUGAUGAGGCGUAUGAGUAUAUGAAGUUGUUGAGUGUGAAGAAUUUGGAACCGAAUUUGAUUUCGUAUAAUGUGAUAAUCAACGGGCUCUGUCGAGAGGGGCAGAUGGAGAAGACGAGUGAGAUUCUUGAAGAGAUGAGUCAAAAAGGUCUGUUCCCGGAUGAGGUGACGUAUAAUACACUUGUGAAUGGGUAUUGUAAAAAUGGUGAUUUUCAUCAAGCACUUGUGUUGCACGCGAAGAUGAUAAGAAAUGGUCUCUCUCCAAAUGUCAUAACUUAUACUUCAUUAAUUAGUAGUAUGUGUAAGGCUAGGAACUUGCAUCGAGCUAGGGAAUUUUUUGAUCAGAUGAUUGUUAGAGGAUUAAGGCCAAAUGAGAGAACAUAUACAACAUUGGUUGAUGGCUUCUGUCAGCAGGGAUGUCUGGAUGAAGCUUAUCGAGUAUUAAAUGAAAUGAGUAGAAGUGGUUUCUCACCUUCCAUAGUAACGUACAAUGCAUUAAUCAACGGUCACUGCUUAUCGGGAAGAAUAGAAGAUGCUUUUAAAGUGCUUGAAGAUAUGACAGAAAAGAAGCUAGUUCCAGACGUAGUAAGUUACAGUACACUCAUAUCUGCGUUCUGCAGAAAUCAGGAUCUGGAGAGAGCAUUUGAGAUAAAUCGCAUGAUGGUUGAAAAGGGUGUUUUACCUGAUACGAUCACGUACUCAUCACUGAUUAAAGGUCUUUGUGAGCAGCGCAGACUGGGCGAAGCUUGUGAUCUAUUUCAAGAUAUGAUAGGAAAAGGUUUGUCCCCGGAUGAAUGUACGUACACUACCUUGAUCAACGGGCACUGUACUGAAGGAGAUGUAAACACUGCUCUUCAUCUACAUGACGAAAUGAUUAAAAAGGGGUUGCUUCCUGAUGUUGUUACUUACAGCGUGCUGAUUAAUGGGCUUAGCAAACAAGCUCGGACGAAAGAGGCAAAGCAGCUUUUAUUCAAGCUAUAUUAUCAGGAGUCAGUUCCUGUUGAUGUCACGUAUAACACACUAAUUGAAAGUUCUAGUAAUAUUGAGGUGAAAAGUGUUAUUGCUCUAAUAAAGGGAUUCUGUAUGAAGGGCUUGAUGAAAGAAGCUGAUCGAGUUUUUGAUUCAAUGCUUCAGAGGGAUAGAAGGCCUAGUGCAGCGGUUUACAAUAUCAUGAUACAUGGCCAUUGUAGGGGUGGCAAUUUGCAGAAAGCCUAUAAUAUGUACCAGGAGAUGAUGCAUGAUGGAUUUAUUGCUCAUACUGCAACCAUAAUUGCACUUGCUAAAGAACUUCGGAAAGAUGGGUUGACUGAUGAGUUGAAUCAAGUUAUAGAAAACACAUUGAGAAGCUGUCAGCUUACUGAUGCGGAGCUUGCAAAAGUCCUUGUUCAGAUCAACAAUAAAGAAGGCAACACUGAUGCUGCAUUUGACGUUCUUAAUGAAAUGGCCAGGGAUGGUCUUCUUCCCAACAGUGGGAAAAGUACACGUGCUUAGAAAUUAUUGCACGAUAUCACUUGAUUGAACAUUGAGCAUGUGUCAGUGAAUUUAAUCGGCUGUCUACCAAAAUUUGACAAAGUCUACCUUCCUUGAUUUACUGUGGUUUAAUCAUGUUAAUGUUGAUGGAAUUGAGGAACACCACUGCUAGGGGAGCCAUACUUUCUUUUGCACCUCGAGCUUUAGGUCAAGACACUGCUGAUUGGGUUCUGGACUGGUCAACAGUUAUAAAGGGGUGUCUCGAGAGAGUAGGGUGACACUGUGCAGAUCUACACUAUGCAGCCAUGCAAAACCCUGGCAUCGAUGGUAUUAAGUUGCUUUUUGCCACAGUACUGAAAUAUGGUAAUGCUAGACGUCAUGAUCACAGUUCAAAUAUUUCAAAAGAUUUGUUGAAUCUUGUCAAUUGAAGAUUCCUCAAGGAGCUCCAAGUUGUUGUCAUAAGAUAUACGCUGAAGAGAUGCUGACUCUCUUUCCCAUAACUAUCUUUCUGUACAAAAAAAAAAAAGAGUGAAGCCUGAACAUUUUACUUUUAGCGGAUGUUUUUUUUCUCUUUUUUACAAUGAGUGCCAAACAUACAUGUGUGUGCUAACAGAAGAUAGAUUGUCGAGUAAGCACAUUAGGCACUACAGUUUAUUCUUUUUGUACAGUGAUGUAUUUUGCUCCAACAUUUGCUUGUAUUUGGUUUGGGCCGCAAAGAUGGGAGAGAGGUGAAGUCUCUUGAUAUAUAAGCUUUACUUUCGUACAA
Molecule: messenger RNA, 3025 nt
Organism: Daucus carota subsp. sativus
Lineage: Eukaryota; Viridiplantae; Streptophyta; Magnoliopsida; Apiales; Apiaceae
Product: pentatricopeptide repeat-containing protein At5g39710
Exons: 2
Coding region: 40-2280 (746 amino acids)
Molecular function (GO): protein binding
Source: RefSeq, a predicted model, not a curated record